AUGAUAAACCUUGAUGAAUGCACAAAAGUAAGGCAGAUGCCGGAACGACCAAAAGAUAAGUUGGGAGGCGUUAAAAAAGAAUGGCGAAGGUUAUUAUGGCUCAAGCAACCAUAUGCGGAUACUUACACAGACCCGAAGUUUUUAGAGGUGCUAGAUGAGAUUAAGAAAGGGCCGCAAAGUAAGCAAGAAUGCUCGAACUAUAGCGACGUGGUAAUAGAUUUCUUGACUUUUCAUCACACGUUAGCUAACAGUUCACUAGUGUACAUUAUAUUUGCGUUAGUGUAUCGCUUCCACUAUUCGUUAAUAACUCUUGCUGCCUUUACUACUAUUCUGUCGUCAUGGUCACGUCUAUUUUGGGCCCAUUUCAAGUCAUCGAUGAUUAUUAUAUUCACGAUGCUUACGCUUUCUCCAGUGUUGAAGACACUAUCGAAAUCGACAUCGUCAGACUCUAUAUGGACACUAUCUUGUUGGCUAACAAUAUUUUAUGUGUUAAGCCUGUCGUGGUCGAAAACUUCGAUCUUGCCAACGAACAUCCUUUUAUCCAAUGUCACUGUAUUGGCAUCACGAUUGAACACUACAACUGAGGUAUUUUGUUUCCUCCUCAUCUGCAUUGAGCUAAAUAUCCUUCUUCCAAACUAUGAACGCAAACUUAGAUCUGGGAGAUACCUUCUCUCUUAUGGCGGUAUAUUUGUGACAACACACAUUAUCGUAUACACGUUUGUCACAAGAGCAUUAGGCUGGCAUUAUGCUGUACCGCUCGCAGCAUUAUCUAUGACAUUCCUAUUUAUAGUACCGUGGUACUUUAUAUAUUGGGAGCGGAAUUACUACAAGGGACACAAGCUUCUUUCUACCUGGGAUGCCAAGUUUCCCAUCCUCGAUUAG
Eremothecium sinecaudum is the source of this 882-nucleotide messenger RNA. RefSeq names its product phosphatidylinositol N-acetylglucosaminyltransferase (gene GPI2). The coding region runs from base 1 to 882 and encodes 293 amino acids. Gene Ontology annotation, biological process: GPI anchor biosynthetic process. Lineage: Eukaryota; Fungi; Ascomycota; Saccharomycetes; Saccharomycetales; Saccharomycetaceae. Gene Ontology annotation, cellular component: membrane; glycosylphosphatidylinositol-N-acetylglucosaminyltransferase (GPI-GnT) complex. The transcript has a single exon. The record is from RefSeq and is a predicted model, not a curated record.